This is a messenger RNA of Hyposmocoma kahamanoa, 3367 nucleotides long. It is a transcript of the gene Art7, whose product is annotated as protein arginine N-methyltransferase 7. Lineage: Eukaryota; Metazoa; Arthropoda; Insecta; Lepidoptera; Cosmopterigidae. Bases 37 to 2253 code for a protein of 738 amino acids. The transcript has 10 exons. Gene Ontology annotation, biological process: peptidyl-arginine methylation. The record is from RefSeq and is a predicted model, not a curated record. Gene Ontology annotation, molecular function: protein-arginine omega-N monomethyltransferase activity.
GUACCAGUCUAUUGCUUACUUUAAAUAAAAGUUCUUAUGUUGUUUUUCAGGUGGAAAACAAAUUCAAGUUUUGAGAAGAUGAGUGUGUUUACGCAGAAAAAGAAUCCUAUAACAGGGAAGACCGAGUGGGACAUCCAGCAUGAAGAUUACGACUAUCAUCAGGAGAUCGCGCGGUCUUCGUUCGCAGACAUGCUGCAUGAUUCUGAGCGGAAUAGAAAGUAUCACCGUGCCUUGCAAAAGGCCAUACAGAAGAUGCAUGAUGCAGGGAAGCAGGCUAAUGUACUUGACAUUGGCACUGGAACUGGCCUUCUAGCAAUCCUGGCUGCACGAUGCGGUGCAGACUCAGUAGUGGCAUGUGAGGCUUUCAAACCUAUGGCAGAUUGCUGCAUCAAAAUCUUGAAGGCAAACAGAGUGCAGGAUAAGAUUACAGUCAUACCUAAACGCUCUACAGACAUGACCGUUGGUGAAGAUGGGGAUAUGAAGCAAAAAGCUAAUAUCUUGGUUACGGAGGUUUUCGAUACUGAGUUGAUUGGAGAAGGUGCUCUGCAAACGUUUACGCAUGCCCACGAGCACCUAUUAGAGAAAGACUGCAUUGUAGUACCAGACUCUGCGGUGAUCUAUGUUCAAGUCAUGGAAUGUACCUAUUUGUGGAAAUGGAAUAAAUUGGAGAAUUUAUAUGAUGAAGACUUGAACUUCAAUUUGAUGACACCAGAAAAGAUGCUAGAUUGUGCGGGCACUGCUGCAGUUCAUGACCUACAGAUGUCGCAGCUUCGUCGCCAUCAAUUCAUUGAGCUCUCAGAGCCAAUACCAGUGUUCUAUUACGACUGGUCCGGCAAGAUUCCUCUCGAGAAACGGCGUGUGGUCAAACAACAAUUUAAAGCUGUUGAUCCUGGAAGAGCUCAUGUUGUUUUUAUGUGGUGGGAACUCAAUAUGGACACUGAAGGAAAAAUAAUCUUAUCUUGCGCUCCAUGGUGGUGCCACCCUGCUGCAAAAGUAUCAGGCGAAUACCCACAGGACUCCAUACCCUGGCGCGAUCACUGGAUGCAAGCUGUCUAUUACUUCCCAAGACCUUUAGACCUACACCGCCAUCACGACUAUACUCUUGUCUGCUGCCAAGACGAAUAUUCUCUCUGGUUCUACGUAGAAAAUGUUGAAGACGAGAAUGACUUUGGCAUGGAAUAUUACCAGCGGCCGGUUUGCGACUGCCGCAUACACAUGGCUUGGCCACGAACGCACGUGGCGAAUCUUAACGAUCAUGUACGAAAUAAGAUAUUCUUGAACCAAUUGAAGCAACAGUUGAUGGAAGUGGGCAAUAAUGCCGUUGUGUUAGAUUUGAAUGGCAGUAGUCUUUUGGGAUUGUUUGCUUCGAAGUUGGGAGCGGAGACUGUUUAUAUUUUGGAAGAUAAUUCUCUGAAUUUAGGCAUCCUUAGAGACUACAUGAGGGCGAAUCGUAUAAAGAAUGUAAAGUUCUUAACGGAGGAACAAGUGACUGAUGAUUUGAUGAAGGACAUUUCCAUUGUUACUUGUAAUCCGAACUUCAGUUCAGCGCUACUGCCUUGGGAGAAUUUGAAGUAUGUGCACUUGCUGUACCAGUUCAGGAAAAAAUUCAAUACGACGACUGCCUUGAUGCCUGAUUUUUGUACGUUUUACGCGAUGCCUGUUGAAUUUUUGGACUUGCACAAAAUAAGGAUUCCUUUGGGAAAAUGUGAGGGUAUUGACAUGUCCCCAUUUGACCACCUUAUUGAGAGUUCCCGCGGAAUAAGCGACGCGGAACUCGAAGCCCAACCCCUGUGGGAGUACCCGUGCCUCUGCCGCGGCCUGCCGCGCAAGCUGCUCGAGUUGGACAUGCACGAUAUUAACGUCACUUACGCACGAAACGAGUCAUAUCAGAUUGCUAACGAUGGAGAUCGCGUCCAGCCAAUAAACGGUUUUGCAAUUUGGACGAUUUGGAAGUUUGGAAUCAAGCAGAUCACGACAGGGCUCACGCUGUGGCCCCUUAUCGGCGACCGCCUGUACUGGGAGCCUUACACUCGACAGGGAGUUAAGAUUUUGAAGCAAACCUACAAAAUGAAGCCGACUGAUGAAUGGAGUUGCCAAAUAGCGGCUGACCUCGAAACAGGCCAGUUCAACCUGAAUAUUGACCUGGUCAACGCCGAAAGACGCAUCCCUGCCUCCAAACGCAGGAAUUCGCCAGUUCCUUUACAACCUUGGCGUCUGCGACGAUUAUUGCGUACCUCGAAGACUGCUAACUGAAAAUCGUACGAGUGUAAAUUAGAAGAUAAUUUUUUUUCUCAAGAGGAUGCAAUUUGUUAGUAUUUUCUUCGUUUAUUCAUGUCACUACGCUAUAAAACCCACUGUCCACCACUAAAAUGGAAUACGAGAUGUAUUUCAAUGACUAACGAGAAAGAGAUAUCAAUGUAUUUUGAUAUGUGCCUACAGUUGCGCAUUUUUUUUUGUUUAAAAACAGGACCUUAGGUUCGCCUUCAAAUUAGACGCUUAUACAAGCGAGUUACAAUAUUUCUGUGGCUUUUGUGAAAAGGUGUAGAAGUAAAAAAAUACAACUUUAUAGGAGACCCGAAAAACAGUUAAAGCUUAAUAUGAUAUUAAGCGUCACGUUUCCUCGUAAAGUUGGCUUUUUUGACUUGCAUCCGUGACCGAACGGUUACCAUGCCAUGACUGCCACGCUCCUGGGUUUGAUUCUCAGGCCGGGAGAAAUAUUUGUAUGGCCUACAUUUAUUUCUCUCGCGAGUUGCAGCGCCACUGUCGUGACACGCGCGUGCCACUGCAGUCAGUAUAGUUUGCAGUCAUUAUAAGUGAACUAAAAAUGACUGAAUCAUUACAAGCGUCUAUAAGUAUAAUUUGAAGGCGCCCGUAAACACAUCUCCGCUUUGGUGGAUAAGGGGUCUCGAGAGCUGUGUGCCGCUGGCAAUUGAUCUUUACGAUUUUGAACCUAGACAAAAUUUUAAGUGCAUAUAAUUUUUACAGAGUGUGUUAUGUGCAAUAAUUAUAAUAAAUUCAAUUAGAAGUGAAUUAUUUUAUGUAUAAAAUUUUGUUGUGCAUUGUGUAAUUCUGAAUUUAGAACACGUCUUAAAUAAUAACAAAAUCACGUUCGGAAAUUUGAUGUUUCUUAUUUGAACAGACCUCGGUCGCUAGCGACAACACUAGUCAUAGUAAAAAUAAAAACGAAUGAAAUAGGUUUAACGCUAAGUUCUCUAUAACGAAUUACCUUAUAAGGUCGAGUCGUUUAUAGAAUCAAGCUAUCUAAAAACACAAGCGUAUUCCUUGUAAGUGUCUCACCUGUAGGAUAUUAAUUUAUAAUUAAUAAAAUUUUUCCAGAGAUCGCUAUUUUAUUUUAGAGUUGCUCACU